This is a messenger RNA of Mercurialis annua (annual mercury), 2079 nucleotides long. RefSeq lists its product as uncharacterized. Lineage: Eukaryota; Viridiplantae; Streptophyta; Magnoliopsida; Malpighiales; Euphorbiaceae. The record is from RefSeq and is a predicted model, not a curated record. The transcript has 4 exons. Bases 324 to 1739 code for a protein of 471 amino acids.
GAACAAACCAGAACAAAAAAAAGCUUAGGUUGAACUUGAACCAAACGCAACUCUUCAACGGCCUUUCUCUCUCUAUCUCUUAAUUUUAUUUUAAUUUGUUUGAUUUUAAUUUUUUUAUCUGCCUUGUUCUUCAAGGUCAGGUCACAGAAGAUAUCGAGUCGUGAACUCCAAUCCAAUCCAAUCCAACGCAAAUUCAAAUAAAAACAGCCUCAUCAUGAUGCUAUUUUACUCUUCUCCUUUCAUUUUUACCUUUUGAUUCUCUGUCUGUCUCUGGUACCUAGGGUUUCUCUCCCCUGCUAUUAAUUACUCCCAAAUCAAGAGCAAUGCCAACGUUUACUGCUAUAGCUUUAGACUGGCUGUUAGAACCUGGAAUUUCUAAAUCUGUCGACACUUCUGUUCGUGGUUCGAAUUUUGUGUCGAAACCAGAGCGCCUUCCGAAAACAAGGCCUGCACCUGACUCAAACAUCCAGAGGAGAAACAGUAUAGCAAGCACAGAGAGGGAAGUCAAUCGUCUUCAAGUUUCGCCAGCUCUCUAUGCCACUCCAGAAGCAACGCCACUACCUGAUUCGCCAUGUUCAUUUCCACCUUCACCGUACAUUAUUAACCACAAGCGACGCGGGCCACGUCUCUUAAAGAGCUUUUCUGAGGACGAUGUGGAUUCUCCAAGGAAGAACUUGGACGAAGAAAAGAUCAAUGGGAAUGGACAAAACAAGGUUGUUUAUUCGACAAAAGAUCACUGUGUUACUUUUGCCAAUUCUGAUUCUGUUGAGGAGAUGCGAUCAAAUGGUGUGCAGGACAGUCAUGGAAAGCUUGAGAUUCCAAAUGGUGCUUUUGAGGCCUCUAGUGAGAAGCAAAUGAAUGGUCUUCAUGGCAGUCAAAUAGGAAGCAGUAAUGGUGAAUCUAAAAUCAGAUUUAUGAAGAAUGACUUCACGGUUGAAAAGGAUGUGUCCAACCUUACAGCCUUGAAUUCAGACAGAGAUGGUGAGUCUGAGGAUUUCUUUGACCCACAGGAAUCAAUGAGUUACACUAGCAACACUGAUAUUGAGGAGAACUCUGCUUUCGAAAGUUCUGUGAAGCUUGCUACAAUUACACCAGUGGGAGAGUUUUAUGAUGCUUGGGAAGAGCUUUCUUCUGAGAGCGGGUUGCAGUCAUCUUUUCGUGACAUUGAAGCAGAAUUGCGUGAAAUGAGAUUAAAUUUUUUUAUGGAAAUAGAGAAGCGGAGGCAAGCAGAGGAAACCCUGAAUAAUGCGCAAAAUCAGUGGCAGAAGAUGAGGGAACAAUUAGCCCUUGUAGGAUUGACUCUUCCUGCAUUUCCAUUUACUGUUACAGAGAAAGAGCACUCUUUGGGUGCUGAUCCUGCAGAAGAACUAUGUCGACAGGUUUAUCUUGCUCGGUUUGUUUCAAACUCUAUAGGUAGGGGAUUAGCUAAGGCUGAGGCGGAGAUAGAGAAGGAAGCUGAAAUUGAGGCUAAGAACUUUGAGAUAGCUCGACUUUGGGACCGGCUUCAUUAUUAUGAGGCUAUGAAUCGAGAAAUGUCUCAGAGGAACCAAGAAGCAGUAGAGAUGGGUCGGCGUAACAGGCAGGUGAGGAAAAUAAGGCAGAGAUGGGUUUGGGGCUCAAUUGCUGCAGUGCUAACCCUAGGCACUGCUUCUUUAGCAUGGUCUUACUUGCCAGUAACAAACGGAUCAUCUUCCAUCAGUGAUUCUCUGGCUCCUGAGCACAAUGACACAGCUGAAUGAUGUGCAUCCAGUUAAAUUAUACGACUUUAAUGCUAUUUCACAGAAGCAAAGAUAAUAAAAGAUUGUAAAGGCCACAAUGUCAAUAGCAAUAUCAUGACUUCUCCGGUUGCAUUUUUCCAAUCGGCAAGACACGGUGUCUUCGAAACUGUUCUUGUUCCUCAUAUUUUUUGUAGCAACCCGGGGGCAAUAAAUUUUGAUAUCCAUCAGUCAUUUGGAAUAAUUUGCGAGAUCUUUCGCAGGUCAAAAGGCAAUAGAUGUGCAUAUGCAUACAUAAGAGUGUUAGGUCUUCUAACAAACUUUCAGCUAUUAAUGCCAUUAAUCAAAUUUUUUGGAACUUGCA